UUAGACAGCGGUAAUGCCGGCUGGUCUGAGCGCUCUGUCUGCUGUGUAGUCUGGGGGGAUCGACAUGGGGAGCUCCAGGAAGGUGGUCAACUUGUGGAACAGGAGACAGAGUCUCUUCCCCAACUACAAAGUGGCCGAUUCAGACAUCAAUCGAAGACCCUCAGAGAUUGCUUAUCCGCUGGCCAAAGAGAGCUGCGUGAAGACAUGGAACUCCAUGCAGGAGCUGAGCAGGGACAUCUACGACAUAUACGCCGAGUACGAGGAUGAAGAGGAUGACAGUGUUCCACACAGCUUCUCCAAGCAGAUUUCACCCUCCAAGAAGAACUACAUGAUCAACAUCAACGUAGGGGGGAAGCCCUACCAGAUAGCCUAUAAGAUGGCUGCCAAGUAUCCCAAAACCAGAAUAGGACGACUGGCCACCUACACGGACCACAACAUGAAGCUGGACCUGUGCGAUGACUACACUGUGACCAACAAUGAGUACUUCUUUGACAGGGACCCAGAUGUCUUCCACAGCAUCUUCAACUUCUACAGGACCGGCGUGCUGUGGAUCAAGGACGAGCUGUGUCCCCGCAACUUCCUGGAGGAGAUCAACUACUGGGGUGUGAGGAUAAAGAACACCCACCGCUGCUGCCGCAUCUCCUUCGAGGAGCGGCAGGAUGAGCUGAACGAGCAGCUGAAGAUCCAGAGGGAGCUGGAGGCAGAGGUGGAGAUCGAGGAGAACGAGGAGCUCUUUCACGACAUGUUCAUGGGCCAGAGGCGCCGAGCUAUCUGGAACUUGAUGGAGAAGCCGUUCUCAUCUGUCAAGGCCAAGAUGAUGGCGGUGGCCUCCAGUCUGUUCGUACUGAUCUCCCUGGUGGCCAUGACUCUCAACACAGUGGAGGAGAUGCAAUACAGAACUGCCACAGGUCAGCUCAGUGGUAAGACGUACUGGGAAUAUGUGGAGUCCAUGUGCAUCGCCUUCUUCACCAUGGAGUACCUGCUCCGUCUGGUGUCCACUCCGGACCUCAGAUCCUUCAGCAGGAGUGUGCUCAACACCGUGGACCUGAUCGCCAUCCUGCCUCAGUACCUGCAGGCCAUCCUAGAGUUCUUUGACAAUGAGGAAAACUACAUGAAGCACGAGGCUGACAUGCAGGCGGUGGGUCAGGUGGGAAAGCUGGGCCAGGUGCUGCGCAUCAUGAGACUGAUGCGAAUCUUUCGUAUCUUGAAGCUGGCGCGACACUCCACAGGUCUGCGGGCAUUCGGCUUCACCCUGCGUCAGUGCUACCAGCAAGUGGGCUGCCUCUUCCUCUUUAUCGCCAUGGGCAUCUUCAGCUUCUCUGCCAUGGUUUACACAGUGGAGCACGACAUGCCGCAAACGAACUUCACCAGCAUUCCUCACGCAUGGUGGUGGGCUGCUGUCAGCAUCUCCACUGUGGGCUACGGAGACGUCUACCCAGAGACCGUCCUGGGUCGUCUGUUCGCGUUCAUCUGCAUCGCCUUUGGAAUCAUCCUCAACGGUCUGCCGAUAUCCAUCCUCUUCAACAAGUUCUCGGACUAUUACUCUAAGCUCAAGUCCAAUCAGUACACAGCCUCCCUGAAGAAGCGAGGAAAGGUGAGAUUUGCCAACAGGACCAUAAAAAGGCUCAACCACUGCUUUGGAAACCAACACUGUGAAGCACAUUGAUUUCUGCUGCGACUUUUUAUCAUGAAAUAAUCUGCUUGAUUGUAAAACUGUCCAAAAAAUGCUCUGUGAUGGGACGAAUGGAUGGAAAGGGGACAAAAGACGAGGGUUUGAUCUGCAGUAGUGAAACAUCCGACUGUGCAGUUCCAGUAAAUUGGCAGCUUUUGUUGUUGGGAAGCCGGUGAGGGAUCACAUGGCGAUCUACACCCUCUCCAAACCAGCAAACCAGUUUGUAGUACAAUGUACAAUUCCUUACAAUGGGGGGGAUAAAUUUAAAUAUUUGGUUUUGUUUACAGGUAACCAAAUCUUUGCAAAGAGUGAAAGAAAUCUCCACAUAUAUUUAAAACAUAUCAUAUCUCUAUUUUAUCAUAGAGAAAAACUCACAUUCAAAUGACAAGCAUUCAGAUUUACAAAUAUGCUGUAUCAAAUAAGAAUCUGAGGGAAAUAUGGAUAAUAUUUCAGUUUGAUGUAAUGGUGCAGCUGCACAAAUAUGGCAUCGUCAGUUUGAAUAUUUCUCUCAAAAAAGGCAUCACGUGGCUUCAGUGAAGUUGGAACAAGUACAUAAAAAAUAUUCCUAAUGUCUGAUGCUGUCAUCAAAAGCAGGAAGAUGUUUUUUGUACCUUAACAUCACAUUUAAAUGUAUGAAAAUGUAACAAAUGUAAUAAAAUGUAUUUUAGCUGAAUGAGUUUUGAAGGCAUUUCUCCUGAAUCAGAUUCCCACAGUGAAAACACUGAUAUUGAUUUUGUCAACAUUCAUGUGUUUGGGUGGAAUGAAAAAGCUUUCAUUAUGAUCACAGCAGCUCUCAGGGAAUCAGUCUUUUUGUUUAUCUUCAUCUUAGACAGCCUCACCAGGAAUCAGCACAUCUGAGCAACUAAUGCUAGUUUCUUUGUAACUUUUGCAGUGUUUUCUGCAAGGCCUCGCAAAGUGCACUCAACCUGCUUUUUGUGUGUUUGUAAAGUUCAGUAGUUACAACAAAGUCACAUGAUGCAGUCUGAUACUCUGCUUUGAAUAAACACUGUGCUGCUCAUUAAACUGAUGUCAUUGACUGAAUAC
Chelmon rostratus (copperband butterflyfish) is the source of this 2716-nucleotide messenger RNA. RefSeq names its product potassium voltage-gated channel subfamily V member 2-like. NCBI's taxonomy places the organism in Eukaryota, Metazoa, Chordata, Actinopteri, Chaetodontiformes, Chaetodontidae. Gene Ontology annotation, cellular component: voltage-gated potassium channel complex; membrane. Gene Ontology annotation, molecular function: voltage-gated potassium channel activity. The record is from RefSeq and is a predicted model, not a curated record. The transcript is spliced from 2 exons. Gene Ontology annotation, biological process: protein homooligomerization; potassium ion transmembrane transport. Bases 65 to 1666 code for a protein of 533 amino acids.